AUGAAGGUUAUCAUCUCACUUCUUGUCGGCGCCUUGGGUGCCGUUAGCGCUGCAGUUGCUGGUGUGAAAGAUGUGACAUUGGACGAGGUUGGUGAUCUCAACACCUCCUUCCCUCUCCCUCCGGGAUACACUGCUGUUCCCUUUUCCAUGGACCUUGUUCUUGAGCCCGGCGGUGAGCCGAUGACUUUCAAUGGUACGGUCACGGAAAUCCUUGCACAGGUCCAGAGUAUCAAGCCUGACUUCACCUGGGAGAACUCUGGGUCUGCCACAACCUCAGUCGAGGAGAGAUCCAAGUUCAAGCGAAGCAAGUCGAAAAUCCUUUGCAACAUCCCCGGCUAUUCUGUUGGUCUGCGAUGGGCAGUUUUGAAAGGUUACGACUACUUAAAGAACCUCCACCAACCUUGCAAAGUUGAUGCUGGUCCCAGGAAGUGCUCUGUAAUCUAUUGUGAGGCCGGCACUUCGAUUUGGAUGUGCAAUGACAACACGACCCCUAUCAGCCGAGACUGCGACUACAUCGCCACUUACGCCUUAGACAUCAUUGCUGCCGAAAAUUGCCAGACCCCGGGACCCACGGGAGCCGGGGUUUGGACUAAUGGGCAGGAGUUCGACACUGAUAAUUUUAACGUCAUUGCUGCUGGUGGUGGUUGCAAUUGA
This is a messenger RNA of Daldinia caldariorum, 654 nucleotides long. RefSeq lists its product as uncharacterized. NCBI's taxonomy places the organism in Eukaryota, Fungi, Ascomycota, Sordariomycetes, Xylariales, Hypoxylaceae. The transcript has 4 exons. The coding region runs from base 1 to 654 and encodes 217 amino acids. The record is from RefSeq and is a predicted model, not a curated record.